UUGGACAAGAAGUCAUAAUACAAUUAUUUGAAAAAUAUUGCAACUGAGAUUUGAACUACAAUAUAAAAAAAUAUUUAAAAAAAAUUGUAAGUGAUUCCUUUUGUCCUUUUAGAAUUUGGUAAGGUUUUUCCCACAUUCUACUGCCAAAAUACUUAUGCUACUCUUUAAGGGUUCGCACUUGAGUCCUCUUAAAGGUGCACUCAGUAAUUCUAAUCCAAUACACUUUGUCAAAUUCUGCAAAUAUCUCCUCACAGUCUUCUAACUGUCCGUUCUGUGUGUGGGCUGAAAAAAAAAUCUAGUAUUUGUACACAGCCCUAGCUCUGUAAAUGGGACAAAAACAAAGUGGAACAGACUGAUCCACACAACACUACUCAAGCCAAUCAGCAACAGGGGGUGGUUCUUGCACGUGCACAGGAUGGGGGGUGGGGGCAGAGCGAGAGGAGAAGAGCAACGGCAAAUCUGGCUGAUGCGAACUUUCUAAAAUCCAAGCAGGACAAAUGGCUGAGAAACAGCCCAUGACAAAAAGGUCUGACGAAUAUAAACUAAAAAAAAGAAGGAUUAUGGUAUGUUGAGGGCUAGGAGCCACGUCAACAUCGGCGAGGCUUUUCAGCGGUGGAGAGAACUCCGAGAGGUAAAAGCCUUGAAGACAGAUGUAGAAGUUGCUCUUUUUCUUCUCGAUAGAUGUUUCCUUGGUCUGCUGUUUUCUCCCUGGAGCCGAAGGUUCCAGGCCAACGCACUCCAGAGGAGCUGGUGACCAACACUUUAAUGUUGGAGCUUGGAGCUAUAGUGAAACGAACCGAACGGAUCAGGCUGGAGAAGGAAGCAGAGAACCGUAGACGUCGCAACUCUUCCUCUGCAGAUUACAGCUGGCUGGCCGGCCCUCAGCCUCACGUACCCUACGAGCUCACACCAGGAGAUGUUCUGGACCUGCAAAACCUGUGUGCCCAAAUCCCACCCCAACAGUGUGGUCCGGCUAUUGUUAGGUUCCGGAAACUAGUGUCAGAGAUUGAGCCAGAUGUGCAUGAAGUUCCAAAACUGUUCCGGAGCGUCUUGCGAAACUGUCUGGAUGAGGUUCAGGGAGAUGCAGAACUCCAGGAUCGGGUAAACCUUUGGGAGAAACAGCGCAGCAAAAGCCUUUCCUUCGUCACAUUCCGUUCCAAGUUUCGCACCCUGAACCGCGGAAAGGGAACCUUUGGUGGUUCCCGCAACAACCUGCAAGAGGAGAACACGUGGUCUGACGAAGACGAGGAGGCAGCAGAGCAGGUGGCGACCGCCAUGCGCACCAGGAAAGGGCGGAGUCUGAGCAUGCCAGAGAUCACCCCACUGGAACAGGCUGCCCAAAGCUGAAUGCGAGGAAGAUGGACUAAGGCAUGAAGGCAAAUGGAAGGCACGAAAGAAAGAAAUUUGAGAAGAGCUGUGGCCUGCAAGAUGAUAAGGAUGAGACUAAAGCGAGUAAGGCAAAGAAAAGAGAGGCGAAGAGAGGACAAAUCUGACUGAAAAAUCUUGAAAGACUAAAGCUUGUGCUUUCAGAUUGUUAAAACAUUGUUAAUUUGUUAAUCACACCAAAGAACACAGGCAUAUGUAAGAAGCCUACAGCCAGGCCUUUUUUAACUUUCAAAAUGUUUUUUUUGUUAUGGGUAUAUGCUAGAAUUUGGCAAAAUGUAUGUAUUUGAGUGUUUAAGAGAGUUUAAUUUUCUCUUUAAAGUUACACAAGACUACUACAGCAGUGAUCGGCCAAUACAGGUUGGCUGAUGUCCAAUAUAAUAACGAUAUUUACUGUAUAAUACAAUUUAGUGAUGGCAAAUGAGACAUCAACAAAUUUGAGGGAAUUACAUGAACACUUAAUUUACUACAUUUUUUCUUUAUUUUGAAAUGCCCCCAAAGCACAGUUGAGCAUUAUUAAUUGUUUGACAAUGCUGCUGGAUUUUGAAACUGGCAAAAGCUGUAACUACUACCACUUUGCAAGCCCUUUCAGCAUUUAAUCACGUGCAUAUGACUUAUAGAUAUCUGUAAUUACAUUUUCACUAGUUAAAAUGAUAAUUCUUGAUAUCAGCCAUGGAAUUAAUACUAGUAAAAAAAAAAAAAAAAGAAAGAAAAAAAUAUGUCAGUAAUUACGUUUGCACUAAUAACAUUUUUAAUUCUUGAUAUGUAAAAUGACAAAAUUACUUACCCAUUCUUAAUAUGAAAAAUGGAAUUUCAACUAGUAAAAACAUAAUGUUUGGUAUAUGUAACUUAUUCACUUGUUCAAAAUGCAAUUACAGAUUUCUACAUUUAAUUUUUUUCUAGUUAAAAUUCUAAAUACACAUACAGUAUCAUGUAUGUACUUUUCUAUAGUAAAAAUAAUAUUUUUUGAUCAAUAAUUACACUGUUAUGAACUAGCCUACAAGUUCAGAUGUUCAUUCCUUAUAUCAACAAUUUAAUUACAACUAAAAAUGCUAAAAACUUUGCCACUAGUGAAAACCAAAUUCUAAAUAUACAAUUUUUUUAUAUUUUUACUAGUAAGAAGUACAUAGCUGAUACUGUGUGUAUUUGGAAUGUCAACUAGUAAGAAAUUAAUUAUAGAUAUCUGUAAUUGUUUUUGUUUUUUUUUAAACAGGAAUGUAUCACAUACUGUAGGUAAUGUCAUUUUGAUAUCAAGAAUUACAAAUUUUACUUGCAAACAUCUCAUAUAAAAAAUGUGCAUUUUUGCUACAGUAUUUAUCAAGAAUGACCAUUUUUACUAAUGAACAUUUUAUUACACAUUUAUCAUUCAUAUCUUUCACAUGAUUAAAAGUCAAUUCAGCUUGCUAUAACACUUCUGUUAAUUGGCAAAUGCCUGACCAAUGUAUUGGUCUAUCACUACUCUCCUGCAAAUUAAUAGCAUCAUUAGCUACAGUUUCUCAGAUGUGCUUUAAUAUGUACCACUUGUCCUUCACAUCACAACAGUGUUCAGUUUAUAUAAGAGAUGCAAAUCAUUCAGCUAAAAAAAAAAGCCUGGAAAGUCUUCAUAAAAAGUGCAAAUGAAUUAAUACACUGUACAUCGUUCAUGAGUUUGAGUUGAGAGCAUGUGGUGUGUGUGUGAGAGAGGAAGAGUUUGUGAUUUACCAAAUUAUAGAGUUUGGCCUUGAAAAUGCUGCUUUCAACCGAAAGCGUCUUUCUCCUCCUGUUUUAUUAUUCACAGCAUCAUAGUAUGCGGGAGCUGAUCUUAAGUUCAUAUAGACUGGAUGCCUGUGCAGGCAGCCGAAAUGUUCAUCAUGCCAAAGUUGCUCCUCACAAAAUGCGCAAUUGCGUCCACCGAGUACCGAUGUGUUUCGUCAGCAGACCUUCAGUUCCAGUUUCACUCACAACAACCAAUGCACGCAACUUUUUAGCAAUGAUCUGGAAAAAAACCAGUCCUGAUGUGAUGAAUGAACAGUUCAUAGAUUUAAAACCAUCUGAAGUCUCUUUUGGCCUAUUAAACUGCAGUGUCAUCUCUAAAAGUCUCUAGUAGACAGUUUUAUUCUGUAAAAAAACACUGGUCUUCAUUUACACCUAAUUUAUUCCUGCAUGGAGUGGAGCAAAAUCAUAAGACCAGAUGACUUCCUCAUCCUCGUCCUUAUGUAUUUGGCAGAAUCAAACAAAAAAUAAAAUAAAAAUAAAGAUAUUAAAGUUUCUAACAGUAUGUAAUAUUACAGACCCCAUAUUUACAGGGCCAGCAACAAGAAGGAAUUAAAAAUUAACUCUGUAAGGGUGAAUCUCACAAAAACGAUCAAGAAAUGUCCAAUUUACAUUUCACCCCAAAAUCAAAAGAAAAAAAAAUGAAGCCCAUUUUUAUGACCAUAAAGAUUUAUUUUAUUAAGCAUAUUUCUCCUUUCAAAUGCGAAUUAAUGUUAAUUAUAUAUAUAUAUAUAUCAGUUUCUCUGGAUUUAUUAUUUAUAGGUAUGUGUUUGAGUAAAAUGAAUAUUGUUGUUUUAUUCUAUAAAGUACUGACAACAUUUCUCCCAAAUUCCAAAUAAAAAUAUUGUCAUUUAGAGCAUUUAUUUGCAGAAAAUGACAAAAAAGAUGACGUGUUUUCAGACCUCGAAUAAUGCAAAGAAAACAAGUUCAUAUUCAUUUUUAAACAACACAAUACUAAUGUUUUAACUUAGGAAGAGUUUAGAAAUCAAUAUU
Myxocyprinus asiaticus (Chinese sucker) is the source of this 4128-nucleotide messenger RNA. Its product is annotated as RD3 domain-containing protein. The record is from RefSeq and is a predicted model, not a curated record. The transcript is spliced from 3 exons. Lineage: Eukaryota; Metazoa; Chordata; Actinopteri; Cypriniformes; Catostomidae. The coding region runs from base 682 to 1347 and encodes 221 amino acids.